Molecule: messenger RNA, 2079 nt
Organism: Oncorhynchus mykiss (rainbow trout)
Lineage: Eukaryota; Metazoa; Chordata; Actinopteri; Salmoniformes; Salmonidae
Product: L-lactate dehydrogenase A chain
Biological process (GO): pyruvate metabolic process; lactate metabolic process
Cellular component (GO): cytoplasm
Molecular function (GO): L-lactate dehydrogenase (NAD+) activity
Source: RefSeq, a predicted model, not a curated record
GCACCCCUAAGCUAUUUAAAUACCGUGAACCUCCCCAUGUGCUCCAUUGCUGCAGAAAAGCUGCAUCCAGCCAGGGGAGAAGAGGCCAGCCGAAGACAUUCCAACUCGCUUCUCAGUGUUGUUUCCACAUCACUUUCACUAAACCUUCAAGAUGACUACCAAGGAGAAGCUGAUCACCCAUGUGUUGGCUGGUGAGCCUGUUGGCUCCAGGAGCAAGGUGACAGUUGUUGGCGUCGGCAUGGUUGGCAUGGCCUCCGCAGUCAGCGUCCUACUCAAGGACCUGUGCGAUGAGCUGUGCCUGAUUGACGUGAUGGAAGAUAAACUAAAGGGUGAGGUCAUGGACCUGCAGCAUGGCAGCCUCUUCUGCAAGACUCACAAGAUCGUGGGCGACAAGGACUACAGUACGACUGCCCACUCCAAGGUGGUGGUGGUCACAGCCGGUGCUCGUCAGCAAGAGGGUGAGAGCCGUCUGAACCUGGUGCAGCGCAACGUCAACAUCUUCAAAUUCAUAAUUCCCCAGAUCGUCAAGUACAGCCCCAACGCCAUCCUGCUGGUUGUCUCCAAUCCUGUUGACAUCCUAACCUACGUGGCUUGGAAGCUGAGUGGUUUCCCCCGUCACCGCGUCAUCGGUUCCGGCACCAACCUGGACUCUGGUCGUUUCCGCCACCUGAUGGGCGAGAAGCUACACCUUCACCCAUCCAGCUGUCACGGCUGGAUCAUUGGAGAGCAUGGAGACUCCAGCGUGCCCGUAUGGAGCGGUGUGAAUGUUGCCGGUGUUUCCCUGAAGGGCCUGAACCCAGACAUGGGCACAGACGCAGACAAGGAGGACUGGAAGCACGUCCACAAGAUGGUGGUCAAUGGUGCCUAUGAGGUCAUCAAGCUGAAGGGUUACACCUCCUGGGCUAUCGGCCUGUCCGUCGCUGACCUGGUUGAGAGCAUCCUGAAGAAUCUCCAUAAAGUCCACCCUGUAUCCACCCUGGUCAAGGGGAUGCACGGUGUGAAGGAGGAGGUGUUUCUCAGCGUUCCCUGCGUGCUGGGAAACAGCGGUCUGACCGACAUCAUCCACAUGACUCUGAAGCCCGAGGAGGAGAAGCAGCUGAUCAACAGCGCUGAGACCCUAUGGGGCGUACAGAAAGAGCUCACCUUGUAAAGAGUCCUGUGUGCCCUUCUGUAACAUCCCCAACCCCCAAUCCCACCUUCUGUAUACCCGUCCUUGUUCUCCCCUAUAGUCUUACUAUUGAUGGUACAAAUGAAGCCUUUUAGGCAGGAUCAAUUAUGUACAGUAGCUUAGUUGAAAAGCCAAUCGAAUCUCGUUUUGGCCUCCGAUAAAAAUGAUUUGUUUGCACGGGAGAAGUAUCUGGUAUGAUGUCGAAUUUGGAGGAGUCAUUUUGCUGUUUCUAGAUAUUAAUGUAUUGGCUUGUACUAUGUCAUCGAUGUUUCUUGUCUUACUCACACUCUUUUCCUGUUAAUGUUUUAGAAAGUGAUUGAAAUUGUGAGCAGGUUGAUUUCCACCAUUGCACUCUUUGUUUAGUAUGUGCGAGAGUUGGCCAGAGCCAUUCAGUUGCAAAACUAACCGUAAGUGAACGGAUGCGAGUCUCUCUCAAUGAAAGGUGUGUUUGUUUGGUAUCGGUAGAAGGUCUGAAGAAAGGCAGUGGGUUUGAACACACUGCCAAUUGCACUGUACCUGCUGUUUUGUAUGUCAAUAACAAAAAGCGUUAUAAACAUUGGAAUUGUCUGGGCGCUCAAAUAAAAAAAAAUCUGGUGGCACUUUCGAAUGUUAUGUUUUGGGUUAAAACCUGACCUGUAAGUAACUGAUGGUUACAAUCAAUGUUCUGUGCACCCUAAAUGUCUGCUCAUUUUUGUCACCGUUAAUGAUGAUUUCUUAAAAUCAGUCUCUCCAUGUGGCUUUGGACUGAAGCCUCAGUGGCCCAAACUCCGCUGUUAUGGUACUGCGAUAAAGGCCUAUAUAGUUAUUAUGAGCUGAACUGGAACUACUGCUCUGUACUGUGCUUGUCAAGGCAGCUGGUCCGAUCCGAUUUUCUUCACCACCAACUAAAUAAAACUACCAGGAUGAAACAA